Molecule: messenger RNA, 2133 nt
Organism: Dendroctonus ponderosae (mountain pine beetle)
Lineage: Eukaryota; Metazoa; Arthropoda; Insecta; Coleoptera; Curculionidae
Product: insulin-like growth factor-binding protein complex acid labile subunit
Exons: 1
Coding region: 698-2128 (476 amino acids)
Molecular function (GO): protein binding
Source: RefSeq, a predicted model, not a curated record
GCGGGCAGAGGGCCCCACGGCCCCCGCUUCGGGGGGCGAAGGAUUCAAGGCCGCAUUAGCUAUGCGGGGGGUCACAGCACGUGGUGCCCCCGCAUGCGAAUUAGCGCUGGCUUGAGGGAGCGAGAGCGCGAUACCGCCAGCGCUUGGGGCGCGUGCUGGAGGUAUCGCUGUCGCACUCUAAACGGUUAUUUUUCAAAAAUAUUGGGAAAUAUUUCUAUAACUCAACAUGGCCAGUUUUUCUGCGCUGGGCUGAAAAAGGGAAGCCGGCCAAGUGCGCCCCGUAACGGGAUCUCCGGUGAAACCCGGGCGCGUCACGCGAUACGCCCCGAUCGAGCUUCCUUCCUGUUCAUCGCGCAGCUAAUCCGGCCCCGAUAUUCGGUUACCUGGGCACGGCACUGCUCGGGCCGCCUUGCUGCGCAGCUGAGAUUAGGGCGCUGCGGCGCCCCCUCCGCCUGUAACGCGCCGCUAACGCUAAUCGGCCACGUGAACCGGCGCCAAGGCCAUCCGCGCUUCGGCCGGGGGCGCGAGCGCUCCCUAAUGGGAUGCGCGCUAAAAAAGUGAGCGCCUCGAGUCCACGUUUCAACAAUUACUGUUGAAAAAACGGGUCGAUUGCCAUCAGUACGCGAGUACCCGCGCUCAGGCAGGUUCCCAUUUGGCUCACCCGGUAGCUCAGUUGACAGGCAUUGUCAUUGGUGUCAUGGCGACGUGGUUGGUGCUGUUGCUGUGGGCAACCGUGCGGCGCCCGCUCUGUGUGGACGGUGGUUGCGCAGCGGCGCCAGAGAGGGCGCAGCUGCAGUGCAGCGGCGUGGACGCCGCCUACUUCCAGAGGCUGCGCCCCAACGCCACCCACUGGAUCCGCUGCGUCGAGUGUGCGCUGCCGGUGAUCGAUGCGCGCACUUUUCCGUAUGCGCGCAACAGCCUCAGCUACCUGGAGCUGGGGCGCAGCCGCACCGUGAGCCUGCGCAAACGGGCCUUCGGCAGCCUCUACCUGCUCAAGGGGCUGAGCCUGCGCGGCAACCGCGUCGAGUACCUGGAGCCGCAGUGCUUUGACGGGCUGCAGCGGCUGCUGCAGCUGGACCUCAGCCUCAACUGUCUGCAGCAGUUGGGCGCCGGCGCGUUCGCAGAGCUGCGCGGCCUCGACCUGCUCAACCUGAGCAGGAACCAGCUGGCAACGCUGCAUCUGCAGGCCUUCGCCGGCCUGGACCGCCUCCAGUACCUCUAUCUGAACCACAAUGCGCUGCGGCGCCUGCAGGAGCGCAGCUUCCGGCCGCUGGCCAGCCUCAAGAUCCUCUAUGUGGAGCACAACGGGCUGCUGGAGAUCCACCAGAACGCCUUUGUGGGCCUGGCCAAGCUGCAGUACCUCUAUCUGAACAACAACAGCAUCGACUUCCUGGUGCAGUACAAUUUCCGGCCGCUGGCCGGCCUGCUCGAGCUGCAGCUGCGCAGCAAUCGGCUGCGCGAGGUGCAGGUGAGCGCGUUCAACGGGCUGCGCAGCCUGCGCGUGCUCCAUCUGGCGGACAACCAGAUCGCGCACAUCAAGCCCUACGGUUUCAUCGGGUUGGACGCGCUGCGCGUGCUCGACUUGGUGCGCAACCGCUUGCGGCAGGUGGCGCUGGCGCACUUCGACAAAAUGGCCCACCUGCACGUGCUGUGGCUCAAUGACAACCCGAUCGCCCAACUGCUGUUUAGUGCGCACGACGAGCCGCUAGAGGCCGUGGAAGUGCUGGACCUCAGUGGCAGCGGCUUGCGCGUCUUCGACCACGCCCACCUCCAUCGCAACAUGCCCCACCUCAAAGAGCUGGUGCUCGCCAACUGCUCGUUGGAGUGCGAGUUUUUCGCGCGCAUGCUCGCCUACUACAGCGCAGCCAACGUCACUGUCUGCCUGACAGCAGGUUGCAGCCCCGAUGACAGCCCCGCCUACGCCAAAGACGUCUGCACGCGCCCCGAGCCGGGCCCCNUCCGCCCCUCCCCCUGGCCGUGUGCGUCGCGCUGCUCCUCACCGCCGCCUUUUAGCCCCACCACUCCCCUGUCACUCCAUCUACCUCACUCGCGUUGUUUUUGUUGUGUUUUACCUGAUGCUUACGCAAUUAAAUCAACCAAACCUUUGGCAACAAUGCAGUUUGAUUAACCCGG